Linnemannia hyalina is the source of this 2535-nucleotide messenger RNA. The record is from the annotation of a GenBank genome assembly. NCBI's taxonomy places the organism in Eukaryota, Fungi, Mortierellomycota, Mortierellomycetes, Mortierellales, Mortierellaceae.
AUGGCAAGAGGAGGCAAGCGCGGAGGCGGAGGAGGUGGAGGCAGAGGAGGAAGGAGCAGUGGCAAGGGUGGCAGUAGUAAAGAUUCCAAAAAGUCAUCCGGAAGAGUCUCUGGACGUGGUACCUCCAACCCCUCAGCAGCAGAGACUAAAGCACCCAAGAAGUUUGGACAACUGAGUCGCAAGGAGCGUGACAUGAUGGAGGAGUAUGGAGAGUUGGUUCCCCAGGACUUUGAGGAGGACGAGUCUGACCGCGUUGCUUCGUUCCGCAAGGUGGUCAAGGAGUCGGAUCUGGAUUAUCAGUCAGCAUUGAAGAGAGACCGUGAGAUGGCUUCGGACGAUGAAGUGGAAGAGGACGAAUAUAAACUGGACCGCCCAUCAAAGUUCAACAAACUGUUGGGGAUCUUGAAGAAGAGCUCGAAGCGUCAGGAUGAGUGGAAGAAGCGCAAGCUUGAGGAGGAGGGUCUUGAGGAUGUUGAGGAUGAUGAGGAUGCUGAAGUUGAGGAAGAAGUUGUCACACUCACGGAGGCUGAGAGAAAGGCGUUGAUCAAGAAGCAUGGCAAAGGAUACCUGCAGGCGCUCGAUGGUGAAGAUGGUGACGAGGAUCUUCAGGGUGAGGACAUGGAAGGUGAAGAGGCCGGUGAGGCCGAGGAAAACGCCGACGAGGAGGAGGCCGAGGAACUCGCAGAGCAGCAAGAGGAGGACGACGUAUCUGACGAUUCUGACGAGGAGGAAGUUUACAAAAAGUCAAAUGACAAGUUCGAUCGCCACUUCAGUGAUAUGGUGACACCACUGUUGGCACCCAAGGUGGCGGUUGUGGAGUUGGCAGGCAACAAGUGGAAGAGCGUCUCGUACGAGGAUCCCAUUCUUCAGCGCGUAGAAAAGUUUGACACCGACAAUGUGGAAGGACAGCAGCGCAAGGACGAAAAGGCCAAGAAGAACAAGCAAAUGGAUCUGGAAUCGCUCAAGAUCAAGCAGCGUAUCCAUUCUCACUGGCCAGAAGUCAACGAAUCCGUUCAGGAAGCAGCAGGAAAGUCAUCGUCAUCAAAGAUCUUUACACCCCUGCAGCAGGCACUGGUCGAGCCCAUGACGGAAUACAAGGACAUCCUUUUCACCAACCGCACUCUCCAGAACGCUAAGGAGAUCCGCAACCUCUACACUCUGCACGCCCUCAACCACGUCCUCAAGACCCGCGACCGUAUCUUAAAGAACUCUGGAAAGCUCCAGCGCCACCAACAGAACCCUGAGGCGUCGGCAAUUGUUCCUGAAUUCAGGGAUCAAGGAUUCACUCGUCCCAAGGUGUUAAUUAUUUUGCCGUUCAAGAACACUGUUGUUGACGUUGUCGAGUCUUUGAUCAAGCUUAGUGGAUCGACGCAGCAGGACAACAAGAAGCGGUUCUUUGAUGAGUUUGGAGCUGAGGACGAGGAAGUUGAUCCCAGGGAUGCCGACCGUCCAGCUGACUUUUUGGAGACGUUCAGGGGCAACAUCGACGAUCACUUCCGUGUGGGCAUCAAGUUCACACGCAAGACGCUGAAGCUGUACUCUGAUUUCUACUCUGCCGACUUGAUCCUUGCCUCGCCCCUGGGUCUCAAGACCGUCAUUGGAGCUGAGGGCGACAAGAAGCGGGAUGUCGAUUUCCUCUCAUCUAUUGAGGUUGUCAUUGUUGACCAGACCGACGAUAUGCUCAUGCAGAACUGGGACCACUUGGAGACGGUGUUUGAACACAUGAACAUGAUCCCCAAGGACCCCCACGGGUGCGACUUCUCCCGCGUCCGCAACUGGUGCCUCGACGGCCGGUCCAAAUACGUUCGCCAAACCCUCAUGGUCUCCAACUUCAUCACCCCCGAAAUCAACUCCUUCUUCAAAAAGUUCUCCCGCAACGUCGCCGGUAAAGUCAAAAUCACCCAACCUUACCUCGACGGAUCCAUCGUCGACGUCGUUCCCCUCGUCCAACAAAACUUUAACCGCAUCGAAACACGCACCCUCGCCCAGGCGGACGAAGCCCGCUUCCAGUAUUUCAUCACUCAGACGUUACCUCAGUUGCGUCGGUCGGCUGUGACACAGACUCAUACCAUGAUCUACAUCCCCUCGUACUUUGACUUUGUCCGCUUGAGGAACUAUUUCUCCGAGAACAAGUACUCCUUUGCCGCCAUCUGCGAAUACACCUCCAACGCCAACGUUUCCCGUGCCCGUUCCAGUUUCUUCCACGGAGAGGUCUCCUUCCUCCUCUACACCGAGCGUUUCCACUUCUUUAGACGGUACAAUAUCAGAGGCACCUUCCAUCUUGCCUUUUAUGGCCUCCCCGACCACCCACAAUUCUACCCCGAGAUGUUGAAUCUCCUCGCGUUGCCUGCGGCAGCAGGGAAUGAAAAGUCGAGGUCGAAACAUGCGGCUGCUACAGGGUUUGAGGACAGGGCCAUGUCGUGUACUGCGCUGUUUACGAAAUAUGAUUUGUUGAAACUCCAGAGGAUUGUGGGCACUGAGCGCGCGAAUAGUAUGUGUAAGCAGGAGGGACGCGAUCUCUUUGUCUUUACGUAG